AUUUUGCUUCUCGCUCUGUUGUCAAUCAGUCUGGCGGCAGCCUUCCUAGAGAGUGGGUGUAUUAUGCGUUUUGUGCAGCGGCGGACAUGUGAUACAAUAAUACUACAGGCCAUUAACAACAGUGUGCGGGUCUGAGUGUUGUAAGCCAGAAAACACGACCAUAUCAACCACUACUACUACUACUACUACUACUACUACUACUACUACUACUACUACUACUACUACUACUACUUCUACUACUACUACUACUGCUUCUGCUGCUGCUGCCUGACUCCCAAACUGCUGGGCUGGGUGAAGUACUCCGAGACACGGGAAGAGAGAAAAAAACACCACCAAAGGACUGCAGGCGUGUUGCUGAAUCAAAUAAAUAACAACAAUGGCUAGCUGGAGCGCCCAUAGUGUAGUUACGCGGAACCACCACCAUCCGGAGUGAUCUACCACUAUUACCACCACUACUACUAUCAAUAACGUUACUACUGCUACGGCCACUGCUACUACUACUACUACUACUACUACUACUACUGCUGCUGCUCCUACCACCACUGCCACACGCACGUCUCACCACUCUCCCGCCUGUGGUGAUUGCGUGCGCGUGUGCGUGUGUUAGUGACCGUGUGUACGUGUCGCUGUCUGCGUGUACGUGGUAAAUAUACGUACACAAGUGCGUGUUUAUGUGCGUGUUUGAGGUGCUGUGGCUGUCUUCGAAGUUGACGUGACGCGUUUGGUACACACACACACACACACACACACACACACACACACACGUUUAGUCAAUGCGUGCCUAUCAUUAAUUAAAAUCUCUCAGCCCAAAUCACCCAUGAAAGUCGCCCAAAACUCGCAAUAAUCCGAAAAAAUAGCCCAAAACCACAAACCUAACAAAACUAGCCCAAAAAACGAACGAAACAAAAAAUCAGCCCAAAAAAAUAGCCCAAAAAACAGCGACGAGAAACUAGCCCAAUACCUACGUGGAAAAAAAAAUAGCCCAAGGUAACCCAGCAGGAUGAACGGAAUUAUGGGAAGGAAGAAGAAGUACAGGUUCCAGGUGGACUUGCGCGUGGAGGAGCUGCAACACGUCCCCUUCGUGAACCAGGUGCUGUUUGCUAAGGUGCGCCUACACGAGGGCAACAUGACGCACUAUUCGCCCAGAAUGAUGGUGGCAGAUCAUGCAGUGAGAUGGGACAGCCGCUUCACCUUCACCUGUAAGAUGACUGCCAACGCAUCCACAGGGGAGCUGGACUCGUGCAUGUGUCGCGUCUCCGUCAGGCAGGAGAUGCGGGGUGGCAAGGCAUUCCAGAAACUCGGGUAUGCAGACGUCAACCUGGCAGAGUUUGCCGGCUCGGGCGGGUCCCAGCGGUACCUUCUGGAGGCAUACGACUCAAAGACACGUCUGCACAACUCUAUGCUGAAGGUGACGGUUGAGAUGACGCUCCUGUCUGGGGACCCCUGCUUCAAGGCGCCAACGCCAGUCAUUUACAAAAAAAUGAGACGCAAUAGCACAACACUCUUCAUCACACUCACCCUCAACCUCGACACACCCCCGGAGGUGACACGCCGUAACACUUACAGGCAGCCUUUGAGAGGCACUCGCUACCAGCCGUCCGUGGAGGCUUCAGGGGAGGAGGAGCCUGCCGGAAGACCCACCUCAGGCUCCCUUGCCUCACUCACAUCAUCCGGCUAUGACUCCCUCAAGAAAAAGGUUCAUGAAGUGUUUGGGGAAGGGGAGGAGGGUGAUGCUGGAUUGGCAGGGGAGGUUCCAGGACAUUCCAGAAACUCCUCCAACACCUCACACGGCUCCCAUGCCUCUGGUUAUGCCUCCAUCAACUCCCAGUCUGAGGUGUCCGGCCACAUGAGACAACGGGUGCCAACAUUCACCGUGUGGUCCCCAGAAUGCAUCCAUCCUGCCUCCCAGCCUCCCACCUUCACUGUCUACACCAAUAAUGCUCCAGACUCACCCUACCUGCACCCUGGGUACACCGAUCGUCCAAAGGGUCUUGUGCCUCAUUCUGCUAAACCCACAGCACGCUUUCACCUGCUUAACCCUGAUUGCCCAUCCUGUGUCAGCACCCCACCACCUUGCCCACCCAAAGGCAACCUGCUGCGUACGCCUGAUCUCUACAGACUGCUGGGGGGCUCAACACGCUCUCUGGGGUCUCUGUCCUCCUCCAGCACCACGCGCGGGGGCUCAAUAUCAAGUGGGGAGGAUUCAAAUAAGUCAUUCCCAUUGACUGUAGAGGAACUGCAGUAUGCCAUCUCUGCUGCCUUGAAUGCCUGCAAUGAUACCUCUAACUUGCAUGGCCCUGCCACAGACUCAUUAAAGAAUGCAAGGAACAGCAGUGCAGGGUCUGGUGGGCUGAGUGAGGGAGGAGGAUCUCUGGAACGCACAGCAGCUGGGAGGAGCAAGGCACCAAGCAUCAGCACAACACAAGGGGAGGCCAACAAGGAGUCUCGUGUCGAUGCCACCAGGAUAGAUGCGAAUGACAUCAUUGAUAAACUCUUUGAGGACACCAAUAUUGAGUCUCUGAAGCCUGAUGACUCUGCUGAAACAUCAGGCCUGCAGCUGUUCAUCGGCCGGGACGGCACAGCAGCCUUGGGGGGCAGGACACUCAGCGUUGUGGGGGAGUUCAAGCCAGUCGUGUUUGAAAAGAGAUAGCACCAGCAGCAGCCUGAGGGAGGCCCACAGCCUAGCCAACCACCACAACCACCACCACCUUCCCCUGGGCCAGCCACUCCCCUCCCCCAGGGACACACCUCCAGGCUGCACCACAGAUAGUCUCAGCACUGUGCAGGAUGAGUGGACACUGUCACUCUAUGGACAAGUUGUGGUUGGUGAUGAACCAAAUUGAUGUGGAUGUUUGGUUGCAUUUUCCAUAGGUGCCGUGGAGUGCAAGGAGUGCCCUUUAUAGAGACAUGGUAAAAUUUAGCCGUAUUCUGUGACUUGGCAGCAAUUCGGAGAAAGGAGAAAUGGUUGGUUGGCGGCACUUCAUGACCAAGCCCUGUGAUGUCUGUUGGUGUUAUCUGUAUGUGUGUGUGUGAGUGGUGGCAGGAGCAGCUUGCGAUUUUUUGUAAUUCUCUAAUACAGUAAUAAUUGGUGUAACAGUUGUAAGAGGUGUAUUUAAAAGGAAUAUUAGAGGGAGAGAAAGAGGACGAUUCUCACAUUAUAGUGUUGAAAGCGUCAGUGGUCAGUGUCGGUCAUCCUUGCUCAGCUGUGUGUCUUUGGUGUUUUAGUCCGUCGAUGGCCCUUAAGAGGACCCUUGAUUGCCUUAUUGAUUCAUAAGGAGAGAGGGGAAGAGGGAGGCUGAAACAGCUCAAGAAUAAAGACCUUCAAAUUUAGUGACUGAUUGCAGAGAGAAAAAGAGAAUAGGAUAAUAGGCUUGUGUUGUGAAGGUUUUUAUUUAUGAUUAUAGCUGUGAACUUCAUCAGAUGUCAGAAAUAUAUAGAAUUGAUAAGGUAUUGUAUCAACUAACAGUGAUUCAUCAUCAGCUAUUUGUAAUAAGGAUUGUAAUAAUCAUGCCUCAUGCAUUCAGCUGUAAAUAUCAUACUACAUAUUUUUACAUAGAAUUUUGUCAUAUACCUAAUUAUGUAUUUAUUAUGCGAUAUGAUUGCAAAUUACACCAAAAAAAAAGUGCUAAGGUGCAGCACAUUGUGGGAGACUUUGACCCUUGCCAGAGAGUCUUUCAGAAAUACAUAUUUAUGUAAAGUUUUUCUUCAAUUUACAAACAAUUUAGUGUCAUGAAAUGUUACUAAUUCCAUUCAAGUACCAAAGGAGGCAUAUAUAUAUAUAUAUAUAUAUAUAUAUAUAUAUAUAUAUAUAUAUAUAUAUAUAUAUAUAUAUAUAUAUAUAUAUAUAUAUCUUUUCUGUUUAUAUUUUACUCCAUACUAAGAGUGGCCAGUGAUGAGCAGUGUUUCAGAAGAUGUUGCCAGAUAUUCUUUCAACAUUGACAUAGUUCAUCAGCAGCAAGGAAUCAUCACUCUUUGCCACGUCAGCUGAGCAUCAACAGCGUGCGCCUUUAUCCCAGUACAUUCUCAGAUGUGUCCUCGGCAGUGCACACACAAGCCGGGCAUAGAAGCAGUGUCCUGAACCAUCAUAGCCAGUUACUGUUACUCGUGUGUUUUUCCUCAUUGUACCAAAUAAUCUUUGUGUUGUGUUCAUGAAAUGGAAACAGAUCCUUAUGAAAGAAUGGCUCCCACUUACUAUUACUGUGAUUUGCAUGAAAGUUCAUGAUAUCAUAUAAUGUAACUAUUGGCUAGAAAUGAGUUCCACAAGUUUGGUUCAGGGCUAUUAUAAAUGUGUUUUAUAGAAUGUAGCCCCCAUGUCCUCAGCAUUACAGGAAAGAACAGAUUCUGAACUACAUAUCUCCUCUCAGAAUUUUUUUCACAAUCAUAACUGUGACUCUUGUGGUCUAUAUGAAGCUCAUUCUCUGUGGUUUUCAUUAGGAAAGGGUGAUGCAGUUUUUUGCUCAGUUUUGUAAAGCAGCGAAAGCAGACUUGCCAGGCUGAUUGAUGUCUAUAACUUCUGCAUGACUGUGCUCUGCCUGUACUUGGCUCACUAGUGCAGUUUCAGGUGAAGUCAUUGUGUCCAUGCAUUAUCAUAUAAAUACUAGUUGUGUCACCAGCUACCUUCAAAUGCCAUGUGUUGUGUUCAACUCACAAAUAAGAAUAUUUCUUCCAUUUACAAACAUAAAAGCAGCUGAGAUUCUCUUGUCAGCACUAUUGAUUCAACAGAUAAAACAUUCAGUGCCAUAAAAGGAUUUUAUCAUAUUUGUAUUAGCAGCAAAUGUUACUCAAGGCAGCUUUGUGUGUUAGAUAACAAUAGCACAUGGCAGUAAAGAGGCACCAUACUGCCGCUGUACAGUGGUUUCAAAUAUGAUGGUUGAAGUGGAUGGACCAAAACCUGGAUUGACACAUGACAAAGGCCAGAACAGAAUGUCAUUCAGGUUUUACAUUUCAGUUGAAGAAGGUUACAAGAGUUCAUAGUUUUUGUGUAAAGAUAGACGUUUCAAUUGCAUAGGUGAUUCAAAGUACCCCAUCACUGCCCAUUUCACUCCCUCCUUGACCUCCUGUUCCCCUUUCCAAUUGCCUGCUUCUGAGUAUUUUUUCUAUCUCAUCUCAGUGUAGCUUACAGAAAAACUGAAAAAUGUAGAUAGAACCUGUGAACUACAGCAAUUCAAGUCCAGCUAACCUAGCAAGUCUGUGUUGUUAAAUGAACUGUUUCAAUUGUUGAUCUUAGCUAAUUCUUGAAAACAAUAAUUGUUGAACUCUAGCAAACUCAGUGAACCUUAAUUGUUAAAAUCUUGGUGACUUGUGAACACUCAAUUUUUAACCUAGUCAGACAGUCCUCACGGUGCUCAGUGGCUAGCCGUCAGUCAGUGCAUCAGCUGUGUCCAUGUGCUGGGCCAGGCUGCGGCCCCCAGACAGCCAAUGCAUCAAGUGGGACUGUCAGUCUUCCCACAUUGUGUAUGUUUGUCUGGAAAUCAUCAUUACAUGAAGUGUCAUUUUGUCAUGAGUGGCAGUAUGCAUUUUCUCUACAUACUCAGUUCACAACAGUGUCUAGCUAUCACCAUGGAGUCUUUUAUUUAUUCAGUGAUUGUUUGUGUUAGAAAAGGAGACCGACCUAACCUGGAUCCAGCAAAACUGAGGAUCUGGUGUGGUAAAUCAUCCUGUUGUUGUCAGUUACUGCAAGUUGCUCUAGAUAAUCUCUCAGUGUGUCAUCAGCUUCAAGUCUUGUGAACAUCUGUGGAAUAGUACAAAUGAUGGUCUUUAAAUCACUGUAACAAGUAUUUGGAUAGUGUUGCUUUUUUUUUUUUUUUUUUUUUUUUUUUUUUUCUUCAUGAAGUGAACAGAAAUCUCCAUUCACUUGCUUAGGAAGAAAUUGCUCCUUUUGAAGCUGAGUACUAAUAUCUCGUCAAGACUUGUUACUCUGUAAAUUGUUACACUGACCACAUUUUGUCAUCCAUUGCAGCAGGUGUGGGUGGGUGGUGAGGUGGGUGUGUCCUUCCUCCCUCCUUCCUACCUGUGUCUCAGGGGCUGGGCAUCACCACCUCCAUCACCAACACUACCACCUCCACCACCACCACCACCAGCACACAUUCCACAUCUCACCUACCAGUGUUACCAUUCAGAACUCUGUGUGUAGUUAUGUUUAUAAUUAUUUUUUUGUAAAUAUAUAGUACAUUAAUAAUUAAAUAUAACCAAAAAUGAA
Molecule: messenger RNA, 6199 nt
Organism: Scylla paramamosain (green mud crab)
Lineage: Eukaryota; Metazoa; Arthropoda; Malacostraca; Decapoda; Portunidae
Product: early estrogen-induced gene 1 protein-like
Exons: 9
Coding region: 1001-2650 (549 amino acids)
Source: RefSeq, a predicted model, not a curated record